AUGUCUUCCGAGGGGGCCCGCAUCUCCCUCGAGAGCCUCCCCAACGAGCUGCUCCUCCAGGUCCUGAUCGACGCGCCGGACGCCGUACUCAGCCUGCGUCAAGUUAACCGCCGCUUUGCCGACCUGGUCACCUCGCACGAGAAGCUGAUAGCCGAUCGCAUCUUCCAACGCACCCGCUGCGGCCGUGCCGCCGACCGCUGGAGCCUGUCAUGUGACUCGUACCGCCGCGCCCGCAACUGGCGACACAACGCCAUCUUCUACCGCAAGUUCUGGCGCGUCUUCGGGAACAAGAAGAUAUACAGCGACUGCUACUUCUGCACAAACUCCGGAUUUCCAUUCCUGGACACCGAUCGCUUCGACUCGCUGAUGAAGUCCCCGCUGGCAUUGGCCUUCAUCUUCCACGCCCUGAGCCCCUGCGUCGAAGACGAUCCCAAAUGGUACCUCGCCUCCAUUCGAGAAUCCCAUAAAUGA
Messenger RNA from Lasiodiplodia theobromae, 471 nucleotides. RefSeq names its product F-box domain-containing protein. The record is from RefSeq and is a predicted model, not a curated record. Lineage: Eukaryota; Fungi; Ascomycota; Dothideomycetes; Botryosphaeriales; Botryosphaeriaceae. Gene Ontology annotation, molecular function: protein binding. The transcript has a single exon. The coding region runs from base 1 to 471 and encodes 156 amino acids.